AUGACUUUCGGCGCAACUCAGAUCUUGUCAAUCUUAAGGAUACGCAAUAACAAGCCAACGAAACGUCCAACCGAAACCCCUACCAUCACCACACCCUCCGAAAAACCCGAAGUCCCAGAAACCCAACAGAACUUCGUACGUGUCUACCCUUCCUCAGCACCACCCCGGUAUACUAACCGUCCCGCCGGCUCCUCCAGGUUCCGGGAAAGGCUGAGCUUGGAUAUGACGGCUCCGAAGAACUCUGCUGAGCAAGCUGAGCAACCGCGACACUUGAUGGAGAGCAUGGCUAUGGUGCCUGAGACCACUGUGGAGGAGCAUAGGCGAGAAGAUCGCCAGGCUUGUGUGCCCCAGGUUAAAGAAGUCGUCUCCAGUGUGUCCAAUCUCAUCAGGAGUGCUGUGGAGGUUGUUAGGCAGCGUUCAGGGACGCCUUCGCCUUCGCCUUCAUCGGUUGGUGACUCCUCUAUUAGCGACGAAGAGCCUUUUUCUGUACUUGCCAAAUUCAAACUGGCUGGGGCGGAAAAGCUAAAUAUGCCGCGGCCGCCUCCUCCGGCUGCGGUAGGUAGCCCGCAGUACCUUUCUUACGCCGACAUGGUAGACGCUGGAUCCCGUCCGCGCCUGCGUGUCAUGAAUCUUACGCUAUCUACAGCCAAGGACACGAACUUCCGCGCAAAGCUCGCAGCUUCAGCAUCGCUGUGCUACCGGACUGAUAUUGAUAUUCCAGACGACGCCUCAGUUUCAUCAUCGUCGUCAUGGCCAGACUACCCGGAAUAUCACGUCGAUAGAAAAGAUGAUGUUUCUGAUGGUAUAUCAGAAGCAUUCCGAGCAGCUCGGCGUUUCUUCCUGGAUGAAUGGUCGGUCGAAGAGGCUGGUCCGGCGAAAUCUCGUUUUUCGCUUUGCUCGUCCGAGGAUGGUGAGCUUGGGGAUUGUGGGAAUGAGCGGGAAUGUGUUGUCGAUGGCGGAUCAGAUGAUGCAACAGAAGCAGUACCGGCUGUUCGACGGUUCUCCCUAGAUGAGGGGUCGUUUGAAGAGGCAGGGCCAGCUGGUUCCCGUUCUCCCUCGUCCGCGAUCUCGAACGGUGGUACAGAAGACCUCGGGAUUGAGCGUUGGUGGGCUACCGAUCCGCGUCCCGUCGAUGAUAACAGCUCCGCAGACGCUGACGACGAAGGAGAUGAAGAAAACAAUUCGUCUUUUCCGUACUAUGUACGUCAGGGGCCACUGAGAGUCCGCAACGCGUCAGUAUCGACUUCAUCAGAAGGCUCUGUCCCAGCGAGCGCUCCGACCGACUGGUAUUACACACAAGACAGCGCUGGAACUUCAGAGGGUAACCUUGCUGAUGACGACAUGGCGUUCUACGAAGGACUCUACGAAGAACCAAGUCCAGACAACCACAGCGGAUCGAUCGAUCAAUCGCAAUUCGCAGAUUUCGACGGGGAUUUCACGGAAGCUCCUUCGCUUACCAACGACACCUCACCGGAGAACUCCUCCAGGAAUGAAUCGAGUAGCGGAAGGGUGUUGAGGGUCGUUAACCAGACCUCGCCUCAAGAUGGCGCCGGGACCGAGAACGAUGACUGCCCGAGUGAGAGCGAAUCCGAUGACGAAUCUCCACAACGGGGUCGGAGUAGAACUAGGAGGGCACAGUAA
Alternaria conjuncta is the source of this 1641-nucleotide messenger RNA. RefSeq lists its product as uncharacterized. The transcript has 2 exons. Bases 1 to 1641 code for a protein of 546 amino acids. The record is from RefSeq and is a predicted model, not a curated record. Lineage: Eukaryota; Fungi; Ascomycota; Dothideomycetes; Pleosporales; Pleosporaceae.